AUGGAGAUGCGGGAAAUCAAUUCGUUCCACCACUCACUCGGCUACGAAUCCCCCAUGGCACCCACACAGCACAGAGAACCGAAUGGCAACACCACAGAGGGCUGGGCUUUCGUCGGCGGCUGGGAACAGUCGACUGCAAUGCCGAGGGGAGGACGGGAGAGUAGAAAGAUUGGAUUGGAUUGUCACGAUUCAUCCAAAUCAGGAAUACAACUGUGGGUAGGGAGUUUUUCCGCAUGUUGGGCUGAUCCCUACGCAGGUAUGACUCAGAAAAACUAUUCUUCUUCCUCCUCUUCUUCUUCCUCCUCCUCUUCUUCUUCCUCCUCCUCUUCUUCCUCUUCCUCUUCUUCUUCACCUUCUUCUUCUUCCUCUUCUGCUUCCUCCUCCUCUUCAUUCUGA
Molecule: messenger RNA, 396 nt
Organism: Argiope bruennichi
Lineage: Eukaryota; Metazoa; Arthropoda; Arachnida; Araneae; Araneidae
Exons: 3
Coding region: 1-396 (131 amino acids)
Source: RefSeq, a predicted model, not a curated record